Procambarus clarkii (red swamp crayfish) is the source of this 9842-nucleotide messenger RNA. It is a transcript of the gene Pc, whose product is annotated as chromodomain protein polycomb. The record is from RefSeq and is a predicted model, not a curated record. Gene Ontology annotation, biological process: negative regulation of transcription by RNA polymerase II. Lineage: Eukaryota; Metazoa; Arthropoda; Malacostraca; Decapoda; Cambaridae. Gene Ontology annotation, cellular component: PRC1 complex; chromatin. Gene Ontology annotation, molecular function: chromatin binding.
GCGGUUUGCGACGAAGGCGCCAGAAACUCCCUCAGUUUGAGUGAAACUGUGGUGGGGAGAGGACAUACUCGUUCAUCCCCGAGUGAUAUAUCAUGGAGCUUUCUUUAGUGGGCGAUAGGGUUUAUGCAGCCGAAUGCAUACAGAAGAAAAGAGUGAGGAGGGGUCGUGUGGAGUAUUUGGUCAAAUGGAAGGGCUGGUCUAACAAACACAACACAUGGGAGCCGAUUGAAAACAUCUUGGACGUCCGCCUGCUGGAGGCCUUCGAGGAGAGCCAACGGGAGUCCGGAGGAGCUAAACGUGGUCCCAAGCCCAAGACCAAGACCAGAGAAUCACACCACCAGAGUAGGGAGAACACGAGGAGCAGCACUCUGGCGGCGGCGGCAGCAGCGGCGGCGGAGAGGAGUACCAGCAGCAGCAGCAGCAGCAGCCGUGUCGAGCUGGACACUGGUACCGAGGAGGAGGAGGAGGAAGAGGAGGAGGACUACGACGAUGACACCACCGAUGUUGACACCGCCGCCACCACCACCACUACUACCACCACCCCCACCGCCACAACUACCACUACCACAACAACCACCUCAUCAUCAUCCUCCUCCUCUCCCUCUCCUUCCCCAUCUACCGCCACCACCACAGCAACUACCACUACCACCACUACUACAAGUACCACCACAUCAUCUUCCUCUUCACCUCCUGUCACUACGCCUCCACCGUCCGGUAAACGCAAAGCUGAGCCACUGCGAGAUGGCAAAUUGGGCGUAGCCAUCGUUAAGGAAAGUAGAGACAGUCCGCCGCCCAAGUUGCCGCGACUGACCUCUCCCAAAUCGCCAUCACACGCCCGAGAGGACCAACACAAGUCGCCCAAAACGUCGCCCAAAACGCCGCAGUCGACAGGCACGCCCUCCGCACCAACGUCCCCAGCACCUCAGACGCCCAAGACGCCAAAAAGUCCGCCUCCCACCACCCCGACGUCAGAGCCUGCGACGGGCAAGGCGGCCAGCGAACCUGCGGUGCCAGCAACACAAGUCCCAGACACCCCGCACGUCAAUGGCGACGUUCUCGAGCCCCUCACCAACUCCACGGAACCUGCCGUCAAGGAGGACCACGAGGCUGGCGUCUACGAAAGCGAGAGUGUUGAAGAAACUGUGGAAGGCCCAGGCGAAGAGGAGGAGGAGGAGGAGGAAGAGGAGGAAGAGGAAGAGGUGUUAGUGGCGCCGGACCCGAGUUACUGGUACAAGAGGAACCCCCUAGCAGACGAGAUCUUCAUCACCGACGUGACGGCCAACCUCAUCACCGUGACCAUCCGGGAGUGCAAGACUCGCCAGGGGUUCUUCAAGGGCACUGACGAGAACCAGAACUCCCAGUCGUCCAUCAAAUGAUGUGGCUCCCGACCAUACCCUCGCUGCUGGGAACGAGCAUGCAACUUAAGAGAAUCACUUGCUAUGUGUAUACUGUGCAUACCCGUGGAAAUGUUUUGCAUAAUUAAAGUGCGAAGAAAGCAAUGUGUACGUGAAGUAGUGACGGCUGACGUGCGGCUUCCGGCAGCCCACUGUGGCAUCCUCCCCUCUCGGCACGCCCCCUCCCCCCCUUAACACUGAUGCGUUCAGUGAUUGCCAGUUGUUUUUCUUCGUAAUUUCAAGGAAUUCAUUCUGGCUGCGCAUAAACUUAACCCAUCAUUCUGACGAGGUUUUUUCAAGGUGUUUGAGACACCAAAAAGUAUUAACAAAAGAUAGUCUUCCAGUAUUGGUGGUUGGCAGAUCAGACUACUUGAGUGGAAUGUUCAAGUACUUUAAAAGUGUAUAUUGGCUAGAAUAGACAUUUGUUAAUAACUUAAUUCGGUUGUGGGUGUAGAAGUAAAUUCAGUCUACGUUUAAUAUUAAUGAGUUAACAAAUUCUGGGACCAUUUAUGUUAUUCAUUAACAUGUUGAUACACAGGAAAUUUAUACCAACCCCAGCUUCAAAGCUGAAGUGAAUUAAAUAUGAAUGAUGCCAUUGGGGAGAAUGGACUGUUAUUGCUGCGCUCAAGAUCCGCACCUUCACUUUACAGAAAAUGUGCUGUGUACUAGUGUCCUUAUUCCACUGUGAAAUAUGUGUUUUUGGCCAACCUUAUUACGCUGUCAGUUUAAAGCAAGAAGUUGUGAGAUGUCGAAAAGGAAAAUGCUUAUAAAUGUACGAUACUAAGGAAAUACACUUUUUAUGAUCUUGUAUUAAAUAGAAAAACAAAUUCUUGAGUUGUGAUAUAAUGAGUACUGUGAUGAAGUAGCAAAGAGCAACUGGUUUGUGUUGCGGAAGAAGCACCUGGAGGAUGCAAGACAGUCGAACCUCGAGAAGGCAAUAGGCUUACCUGGUUUGCACAGGAAGUGGGGUUGCUCGCUUUACAAAUUGAGUGAUAACCAUUUUUUACAUAAUUUGUAUGUAGGUCCCGCUGGUUUUUGCCAGACACAUUGUGAUCAAAUUCUGUAAACUUAUGGCAACACUCGCAUAAUUACUAACACGUGAGUUAUCUCCACCGGUUUCUAGAUAAAGGCUCGAGUGUACAAUCAAGAGAUGCUGAAGGUGUACCUCCAGCAGUAGGUGUAAACAAAGAAUGGUCAACUAGAGUCAUGGCUCGACUGAGUAGAGGAUAUUAUAUUAAAUGAGUAAUAUACUUUAGAAAUUAUUUUGUGUAGUUGCAAAUGAAAUAAUUAGUGUCAGAGCCAUGGAGUUACCAUCCCACUUACCCUAGCUCUGUCGAGAUGGAAUUUUGGUGUUAUAACUGUGGAACCAAUUUCCUAAUGCCUUGGCGAUGGAUUGUAUGUGCGUCACAAGGCACCCUUUAUGCAGUUAAUGAUAGCAGUGAUCAUGGUGUCGGGCGAGGUGUGUGCCUGUGGUCGACAUGGGGAGUAGGUGGCCCUUUUGUAUGUUAAAUGGAUUCCUCCUUACACUCUUAUAAUCCAUCAUGGAACUCGUGGUACAAAGCCCUCAGGCUCAGCCUUUUUUGCUUGUGGAUGCCUUCUACUGUGUUCGGGUGUCCACACGACUAUCACACAGAAUAUCCAUAUUUCUGUGCCACACUCACCCUACGUCAUUCCCCCAGAGUAAUAUUCUUGGGCCACCUCUCCUAUAGCUCUGACAGUUGGCUAUCUCCUCGUCCAUGAUAAUAUAUGUAUACUGUAUUAUUUAAUAUAUAUAUACAUUAUAUAUAUAAUACAUUAUAUGUAUAUACAUGUGUAUAUAUAUAUACACAUACAUAUACACACGUGUAUAUAUAUAUAUAUAUCUACAUAUGCAUCCCAUUUUAUUGUGUACAUCCAAUGACUUUUGUUGACUCUAUAUGACAUCAGUGACCCGAAGGACUAAAUAUAUGAUGACUUAAAAUGAGCUUUAUACUUUUAUGACCAAUUUGUGACUACUUGUUCCUCCGUUUGUUGGAGUAUGCUUAAUAUUCUUAUAUUUUCUAUUUGUUUAUAUUUACCUAAGUCAGUGCGUUACAUUUUAAUGGAAGACUUUUUAUAAUAUUACUUAAGGAAAGAAUGUCUGUCUUCAGUCAAAAUAUACUUUGUGUAGUAGUAGUUUCUUUUCCAGGGGAAAAUCUGUGUAUAUGGGGCAUGAGAGAGCAAGAUAUAUAUAUCUUAGUCUGUACAUAUACUUGAUGCAUUUUGUUAGUAUGUAACAUAGUAAAUAUAGCCAUGUGGUGUGUGUAGUAUAUACACAUUGUACAUACACACACCACAUGAUAAGUUAUAUAUACAGUGUAUGACUGAUGUAUAUAUACCGCGUGAGCCUGGUAUAAUCAGACCUUGCAAAACCUUGUAUAAUAUAUGCCUUGCGAAACUGGCGUAUAUACCUGGUGAAACUGCUUAUCCCAAGAAAGACCGGUAUAUAUAUACCCCAAGUGUGAGACGCGGUGUGCGCGCGCGUAUAUCUGCCCAUCCUAAAUACCACUUAACAGCUUGUUCUUAAUGGAGAGCAUUCUGCAAGUUGCCACUACUCUUUGUUGCUGAUCUUAUGAAAUCUCACUGAUUACGACAAUGAAAUGUUAAAAUAUGUAGGAUACUUGAAUCUGCUUUGGAAAAACUGGAGUAUAUAAUGUCUAUCCAGUUUGGAUAGUUGGAUCAAUAGCAAAGUAAUAUUGUAACCAAACUUAGUAUUUCCUUAGCAGGUUUUAUCAUUACUUGCUCAGAUGCUAGCUUGAUCAGUUAAGAUUUCACAGCUUCUCUACUCUGACCUUUCUUGAUUUGUCUCUGUUUCGGCCACAUUAUCCACACGGACGCCUAAAUUUUCAGCCGAGAAUCUAAAUUGACAUUAGAACUACACGGGAACAAUGGCAAAUAAUGCCUUUUCAGACGUUAAACUGUACUUGUAUUUCAUUAAAAAACGAACCUGUGCCUCUUGAGCUGUAACAUUCAGUAGUCUUUAUGUAUCGGAACCUUCUUGUUUCUAGUCAUUUUCUCAAAGUAUCACGUGUGGGAUAUAAAGGACUUUGUAGCAUUAAGGAAUUUAUUUUUGUUUAUCUUGAAAGAGACAUGAGCGGUGCAAAGCAAAAUAAAUUAUAAGACAAAAUUAUAUACAGUAUUUAUUUUCGAGGAAACAUAUGCAACAUUAAUAUUUAUUAAAGAAAAAUAUUUUGGUUUGUUUUAAUUGGAUUUAACAUUUUGUGACGCUUCCUUCGUUUCGUGCAGUGGUUUUGGUUCUUGCUUGUGUGUAGUCUCUCUCAUACAUGCUUUCUCGCAGCCAUUAUAAUUGAUCGCAAGAUCCUGCAGGACCCGCCAGUCACCCAAAAAUUACACAUGGUACCUUAGUUGAACAGACAUGGCGUCAAACAUUGGCCCAUGAAAUUAUCCCUUUUCCUGAAGCUUGGAGGCCCCUUUCCCCUUCUUUUACACAAGUAUGAAAUUAGCUCGUGGGCGUGGUAGAGAAGUCAGGGUGGAGGAUCCAGGAGCUGUGGCAGAGUACUACAGAAUUGGACCAAGUUACAAGCCUGGCUCCAGGCUGGGCUUGAGGCAGUAGAACAACUCUCGGAACCGUCUCCAGGUAGAAAUGAGGGUGGAUGUAGAGUGGGUUGACCAUCCUUUUCGCCCGCCUAUCUAAUGGUCGCCGAUGAAGCUCUCUUCCCUUUAGGUCAUUUCAUUUCUCGUGUGUCUGGCUACUGCAAAGUCUCGUGAUUUUCCGUACUCUGCCCACUUGAGAGCUGUUAAUGAAUUAGUUUAUCAUCACUUAAAUUGCAGAUUGAUUGGAUUACUUUUUUCCGUUCGAGUUGGUGUCUGGGUGUCUGCAUUUGAAUGUGUGUGACGGGACGCUUUAAAGCCUUCCCCACCACCACCUUAACCACACCUAAACUUAUUCGUAAAGUAAAAAAAAAUAUUAAAAUCUUUAUUCUUAUUUUACAUGUGUUCAUUUUUAUAAUGCACACAGAAAUAUUAAUGCUUUGGCAAUGCAGACAAGGUUGACACGUGGAGAGACAGUUCAUAGGAUGUCUUUUUUGCUUGCCUGUUCCUCUUUCGUUGUUUAUAUUACUGCUGUUUCUCCUCCCUCACUCAUCUUCCUCCCCUCCUACUGUCUUCUGCGUCUUGCUGGUGACCAGUACCGCCUGGCGUGUGUGGAGGGGUCAUCCUUGAGGUCAUAAUUGGUAUCCUGGUUGCCAUAAUGAAGGGUGGGGCGCCAAACGCCUCCACUUGUUAUGGCGGCGCCCGUCAUACGCUGUGGCCUGCAUAACAUUUUUUUCCUAAAUGAUGGCCGAGUAAAUAGCCAUGAAAUUACAAUCACAGUAAUUUAAUAUGAUGACCAGGAUCCUUUGUUAAUUGAAGGAAGUGUUUGAGAUGAAGUGGAUGUGCUUGCGGGUGUGUGGUGGAGACAUCAGUACACAGGGCACGUUUGUGGCCACCUGUCCAUACAAGGCCAACACCCCCUCCUCCCCCUCCAAGGCCGCCACCAGCCUGCAGUGUGACUUGCGUUGCCGCUGCUGCAGUUUGAAUCGAGGAGCCGUUAGGGAGGCGGCGGCAGAUUUAAAUGUGCACCUGCAGUUUGUGGAGAGGAUCGGGGGGGGGGGAGGGGGGCUCUUGCGACGGUUGCAGGUGCAUGGCUGCGAGCGCCGGUGAUGUAUAUACCUGUAUUCCUCCGCGUUCAAAGGGAGGUUCAUCCCACAAUUGUUUAUUGUGCAGGCACUUGCCCCUCUACACUACACUCAUUUCCCAAGCGUUGGCCGACAACUCCCUCACCCUUCCCCAAUCUUGCUGAAUUAGUUUUCAUUGUGUUUCCUUACCCUUCUUCAUGCCUCUGUUCACUUUCAUGUACUCGGAUACUAAACCUACGUCUUGCCAGCCUGCUUCUCUAACGGAUUCGUCUCGCCGUUCGUCUAGAAGACUAGAGUCGAUGUUUCGGUAAAGCUGGAACAGCCAAUGCUCGCAGGGGUGGCUCUUUUAAUUAACUAAGUGAGCAUUGCUCUCUAUGUGUAAAUGCAAAUUGGUAAAUCACUUGCAUUCUGCUUGCCGUCAUCACUGAUCUCUUGUCUUAAGUUAUCCUGAUCCAAGAAGACUUUACGACACGGCACAAGAGUUUCUAAAUUCGCUGCAUGAGGAGGCAUACUUAAAAAGCGGGGCCCGAGAGCUUAUUAGGGGCUCGCUCACGGGUCCGUGCAACAUGGAAAUUUUGUUGAAUCUAAAUUAACAACGAGAGCUGGGGCUCAUUUCUUGCAGACAAGCAUCUCUGCUCACGACCGUUUUCUCGAUUUGACAACGGAUAAAAAUCCAAACAAACCUAAUUUAUAUAUAUUAAGUCCGAUGCAUAGAAAACAGUAGUUAUGAGCCGUUACUUUUCACAGUAGUCUGUAUUUGUAACGUUGGUUAUUAUAGCGCAAGAAACAAAGCUAUUAGUGAAGUCCGGCUGCCCAACCAACUUGCCCAUCUACAACCCCCCCCCCCUCCCUCCGGACGCCUAAUUUACUGUGGUUGCCAUCUGGCAAGUCUGGAUUCCUUUGUGCCGUCACUUGUGUAAAAGUAUGUCCACCUCUAGCGUCAGGGGGCGCGCUCAUUGCUGCACUCAAAUGUUCUCUAUUUUACAUUUUUCACCUUACAUCAGAUUCUAAUGUGACUGGCUGCUGUUUUUCCUUCACAUAAAUGUCUAUAAUGUGAUAAAAUAUAACCAUAAUUAUACUCUUCACGCCCCAAGGUUUUACGAUACCUAAACAGUUACUAACGUAACUUACACUCAGACAUGCUAACAAGUGCUCCUAACAGAUGUCAGGCGUAUACUUGCACCUGCGUAGUUGCCCACCCUUGUAUAGCCUACACCUGUUCGCACAUGUUCUAAGCUUGACCACCCUCGUGUACAUGGAAUGGCACGUGCGUUUGCGUGACUGCCCUCGUAUACAUGUUAUUACACUUGUGUUAUGACCACAUGUGUGUACACCAGAUGUGAUCAGGACACCUGGUGGUGGCUGUGGGGGCGCACCUGUGACAGAGUUCCGGGUGAAUGAGUUUACGGUCGUCACAACUAUUCAGAGGAGCCUCUCUCCGUCAACCCCAGCGCUGUAUGGUGAUACAUCUUGAGAACUACCUUACCAUCGUCUCUCUCUUGGUCCUCUCAUCUUCCUCAGUCCUCCCUCCCCUCCACUCCUUCUCAUUCAUUCAUUUUAAAUACUUAAGACUCGUCGAGUGUCAUUGUAAGGUCAUGAUCAGUGAUGACAUGAGGGGGGGGGGGGGGAGUAGGUGCUAGUAAGUCAGGACGAGCGUAACAAUAGUACUCACACUGCUGCCCCAUAUUCCCCAUGGCCAAGCUGAAUGUGUUGAGUUUUUACAUUUAAUUAUAUUAACGGAAGUUGAUGGUGUUGAAUACGCCAUCAAAUAUAUCCAAGAAAAUGUUAUUCUUUGAUAAUUAAUAUAAGUUAUUUCGGGUGUGCAAUGGUUGGUUGCUGUCCUCUACCUUGAGGUUACCUUGAGGUGAUUUCGGGGCUUAGCGACCCCGCGGCCCGGUCGUCGACCAGGCCGCCUCGUAGCUGGACUGGUCAACUAGGCUGUUGGACGCGGCUGCUCACAGCCUGGCGUAUGAGUCACAGUCUGGUUGAUCAGGUAUUUUGACUUCGCGAACGGAGAAAAAAAAUAGUUGUGUAAAUCAAGGCGGCUCGCAAACAUUCACGUUUUCUAUGCGUGGUCGAUAGGUUAGUUAAAUUCGAUCGUUUUAGCACACCAUUUUCUGUCCCUUAUGGCAACUCGAGAGGAUGGGUGUCCUGGCUGUGUGUGAGAGGGUGUUGUAAGUUUCAUUUUAGCGUAAUACAUUGGUUGUAUUGGAGUGUGUGAAAGCGUGCGCAAGGUCAGUUAUAUGGUAAGUUGGUAGUUUGGUGGGGAGGGGGGUUGGUGACUUGUUACGUGAGAAGGCUGGUAGCCACGCUGCCUUGUAACCAAAUGAGCGCCUGUGGACGUUAACAAUUCCCAAGUGUCUACAACUGGCAGAAUGAGGGUUAAAAUUAUCGGGUCCAGCCACAACUGUCAGGAUUCAAAUUUACAAUUCACAACGCCACUUACAAGCUAACCGGGGGCAGAUCAUCCAUAUUUCAUCCCGCAUGGUAUCCUUGCUGUAGUGUGGGUCGGACAACAUUCGUCGAACUGCUAGAAUCAUUCUCCAAAAACACCAGUCCAUGUAACGUCCGCGAGACGUUAUCUACAAACAAAAACUUGUUUUUGUGUGUUUGUACAUGUUUGUCGGCGGUUCCUGCCCCUUGCCGACAUGAUACAGCGUGGUAAGGUGCCGUGGAGCCUGAGUGACACUAGAAGUUGUGUUAAGAUGGUGGGCAAGUCCCUACAAGGACGGUACUCUACUAGGUUCUGUUGGAACCAGUGUUUUUUAAAUUUGGCGAGGUUCAGGGAAGUGAACGCUGGCUACUCCAGCCAAAUUAGAUAGAGUUAAACCAGAGAGAGACUGGGUUCUGACAAGACGUGGUUGAGUCACCAAGAGCCUUGCAGAUGAUUGCUGGUAGUGGGACGUGGAUGAUCAUGCCACCCAUGACAGUCUUGCAGGUGGUGGGUGGUCGUAGUCAAGCAGAGCCUUGUAGGUCGUGGCUGGCAGCGGAAAAUAGGUAUUCGGGCCACACUUAAACUUCACAUCUCGCCAUGUGUAGCAAAUGUCGCCUUGGUUUACAAAAUUCGCAAAACUUUAUCUUCUCGAGAAAGUUGGCCAUAUUUUUUAUACCUUUUCAGUGGUGUGAGACUGAGACAGCAAAUGACUUGGCAGCAGCUUGCAGCAUUCUGGACUUGAAGCGCUUACAAGUGAUAAGAGUUCAAGUACAGUAAUGCACCCUCCCCUUCCAGUAGCUUCAUGUAGCGACAUGGGGAUUUAAGCCCCAGAGAUACUAACGUGUUGAGUAGCUUCCGCUAGCAGCGUUGAGAGGCCAUUCAAUGUCACAUGCUUACAACACCGUAGUACGAUGAAAAUUUGGUCAAUUUAGAGAAGCCCCUAUUUUAGUGUUGCACAUACGGGAAACCUAUUGAGGGAUGGGCCUACAAUGUCAGGUUGCGUGUCUCCUCCCUGGAGGCAACCGUCCUGCGAGACGCGGAAGACCUUGACCAAGACAGCUGAACAAUACAUGUGAUACGGCUCGCCAGCUGACCACUCAAGGAGUCUCUGGCCCCACACAGUAGGAGGCGCUGACGGUGGGAUGGUCAGGUGAGCCGGUUGCGUCAAAACAAUAACUCAUAACUAAAAAGACGCACGCUAAAUGUCCCUCUUUCUCUUCUCUUUCUAUAUAGAGUUAAAUGUAUAUGCUAUUUUUCUUGAUGACUAUGAGCAAGUGACUGGCCAAAGUCCUGUACAAAUUGUAUUAUAGACUCACGGUUAUAAUUAAUGAUGCUUAUGUAAAUAGAUAUUUUCCUGUA